CCGGGCCGGGGGGGCUCGCGGGGGUCCGUAGGGUCGGGGGUCGCCCCGGGGUCCGGCCAUGGCCUCGGUGCCCGUGUACUGCCUGUGCCGCCUGCCCUACGACGUGACCCGCUUCAUGAUCGAGUGCGACGGCUGCCAGGACUGGUUCCAUGGCAGCUGCGUGGGGGUGGAGGAGGAGGCGGCGGCCGAGAUCGACCUGUACCACUGCCCCCAGUGCGCCGUGCUCAGGGGGCCUUCAGUCAUGAAGCGGCGCCGUGGCCCCGCCAAGGCCCCGGAGCAGGACCCCGGCCGCCCGGCGCGCACGGGCAGCGCCCAGUUCAUCCGCGAGCUGCGGGGCCGCACCUUCCCCAGUGCGGACGAGGUGCUGCUGCGGCCGAGCGGGGCCCAGCUGACCGUGGAGUACCUGGAGGAGAACAGCUUCAGCGUGCCCAUCCUGGUGUCCAGGCACGAGGGGCUGGGCAUGACCCUGCCCCCCCCCAGCUUCACCCCCCGCGACGUCCUGCACCACGUCGGAGCUGACAAGGUUGUCUCUGUGCUGGACGUGGGCCGCCAGGCCGAGCUGCGGAUGCGCCUCGGGGAUUUCGUGUCGUACCUGGGGGGGCCCCGGCGCGAGCGCGUGCUCAGCGUCACCGGCCUCGAGUUCUCGGACACGCGGCUGUCGAACCUGGUGCAGACCCCGCGCAUCGUGCGCAAGCUCUCGUGGGUGGAGAACCUGUGGCCGGGGGAGUCGGCGCGGGAGCGGCCGAGCGUGCAGAAAUUCUGUCUGCUGGGGGCCAGGGACAGCUACAGCGACUUCCACAUCGACUGUGGGGGCACCUCGGCCUGGCACCACGUGCUCAGGGGCGAGCAGAUCUUUUACCUGGCGCGUCCCUCAGCCGCCAACCUGGCUCUGUUCGAGGCCUGGAGCAGCUCCCGGAACCAGCCCGAGCUUUUCUUCGGGGACCAGGUGGAUCGGUGCUUCCGGUGCCACCUGCGCCAGGGCCAGACCCUCUUCAUCCCCACAGGCUGGAUCCACGCCGUGCUCACCCCCGUGGACUCUCUGGCCUUUGGGGGGCAUUUCCUGCACAGCCUCAACAUCGGCAUGCAGCUCAGGGCGUACGAGCUGCAGCGCCGCCUCAACACCCCCGACCUGGCCAAGUUCCCCAACUUUGAGACCAUCUGCUGGUACGUGGGGAGGCACCUGCUCGACACCUUCCGAGGGCUGCGGGAGAACCGGCGGCACCCCGCGGCGUACCUGGUGCUGGGGGCGCGCGCCCUGACCGGGGCCUUCCGGGCCUGGACACGGAGAGAGGUCCUGGCCGAGCACGAGCAGGAGAUCCCCGAGACCGUGCGGCCGGGACAGCUGGUGAAGGAACUGGGCAGGGAGAUCCGGCUGGCUGAGGAGCUGUUCCAGCAGAGCACGGGGAUGUCGGGGACCCCCUUUGGGCCCCCCUGGGGGGUCCCGGCCCCCAAGAAGGGGGGGCCCCUUUAUCCCUCGCUGGAGUCGGACGAGGACGACCCCGCCCUGAAAUCGCUCCCCAAAAAGAAGAAGGUGACGGACGACGCCCCCUGGAGCCCCAAAGCCCGGGUGACGCCGUCGCUGCCCCGUCAGAGCCGCCCGGUGCGGGAGGGGACGCGCGUGGCCUCGGUGGAGACCGGGCUGGCAGCGGCGGCCGCAAAACUGGCCCAGCAGGAGCACCGAAAGCUGCAGCGCAGGAAGGGCCCGGCCAAGCGCCGCCCCCCCUCCCCCCCCUCCCCCGAGGAGGAAGAGGAGGAGGAAGAAGAAGAAGAAGAAGAAGAGGAGGAAGAAGAAGAGGAAGAGCCUGAAGCUGAUGGGGGAGGAGACCCUGAGCCCGAAGCAGAGCUGGGGGGGGGGGAAGGGGAGGUGGAGCCCCCCCAGGAGCCCCCCCAGGACCCCCCGUACCCCCCCAGCCUGGCUGACCACGAGUACACAGCACGGCCUGGGGGGCCUGGACCCCCCCCCGGGGCUCAGCCAGGCCGAGCCCCCACCCCCAUGGCCCCGGGGGUGUUCCUGAGCCAGCGCAGGGGCAACCCCAGCACGGGACCCCCCACUCACGGGAAGCGCCCCCGGAAGGGUUUGGCCACGGCCAAGCAGCGCCUGGGCCGGAUCCUCAAAAUUCACCGCAACGGGAAACUGCUGCUCUGAGGGCGGGGCCCGGCCACACCCUCCGAGGCCCCGCCCCCCGCGGCCACACCCUCCGAGGCCCCGCCCCCCGCGGCCUCAACAAUGAACUACGGGCGUGGAAAUGGGCGGGGCCUGAUGGGGCCACGCCCACCAGAACAAAGCUGUGCCCACACACAAGGGCGUGGCUUUGGUUUAGGCCACGCCCAUCCAGAUGUGACCACGCCCAUCCCACAGACCCCACACCUCAUCACAAGCCACGCCCAUUUGGCCAUGUAGGGUUAAAAAGGGGUGUGGUUACAACGAACGGUGCCCGUAUAGCGAUAAACCACGCCCCUAAAGUGGGUGGAGCUGCGUCAUGGCCACGCCCACCACCGUUCUCACCUUCCCAUUGGCUGUGGGUGAGCUGGGGGCGGGGCUGUCUCGUUUCCCGCCUCCAGGAGCUCAGGCGAUUGGACAAGCCCCGCCCCCCAGCUGCGGGAGGGGCGGAGCCAUUUUUGAUUGGUCCUUGCUGGGUUUUUUUUUUGCCCCUCCCCCAAGUGUCUUCAGGUUGAUUGAUGGGGCGGGGCCGCUUCCCAUUGGUUGCCCCCGUUUUGUAGGCGUGUCCGGAGGCUGCGGCCCCGCCCCCCUCCUUUUGUAUUUGUAGAAUAAAGAAGGAAAAAAAAAAAAAUUAAAAAAAA
Catharus ustulatus (Swainson's thrush) is the source of this 2802-nucleotide messenger RNA. It is a transcript of the gene PHF8, whose product is annotated as PHD finger protein 8. The transcript is spliced from 16 exons. Bases 59 to 2146 code for a protein of 695 amino acids. Lineage: Eukaryota; Metazoa; Chordata; Aves; Passeriformes; Turdidae. Gene Ontology annotation, molecular function: transcription coregulator activity; histone demethylase activity. The record is from RefSeq and is a predicted model, not a curated record. Gene Ontology annotation, biological process: regulation of transcription by RNA polymerase II; protein demethylation.